Messenger RNA from Drosophila busckii, 2750 nucleotides. Its product is annotated as leucine-rich repeats and immunoglobulin-like domains protein 1. Lineage: Eukaryota; Metazoa; Arthropoda; Insecta; Diptera; Drosophilidae. The record is from RefSeq and is a predicted model, not a curated record. Gene Ontology annotation, molecular function: protein binding. Bases 152 to 2404 code for a protein of 750 amino acids. The transcript is spliced from 2 exons.
CGCUACAAUAACAACAAAAAAUUAAGCAUUAUGGAAAACUAAAAUUGACUAAGCCCAAAAAACAAACAAAGGCGCGCAAUUUUAGCCACAAAACGCAAAUUGAGGCCAACAGAGCAGCAACAACAACAACGAACAACAAAAGUUAAACAAAAUGGAAAUGCAACUACAACUACAACAAUUGCUGCUGAGCAGCUGCAUCUUGCUGACUGUUUGGGCGGCACAGACCUCAGCGCUGGCCAAUUGCCCGCCCGGCUGUCAGUGUGACGACAACACGUUGGUGGUGCAAUGCGGCGAGGGGCAGCUGGACGUGCUGCCCAUAGCACUAAAUCCAUCCAUACAGCGUUUGGUGAUCAAGAGCAACAAAAUCAAGACCAUCGACUCGUCCAUACAGUUCUAUGCGGAGCUAACUUUUCUGGAUUUGUCGCAGAAUCAUUUGAUGACCAUACCGCAGCGCACGUUUGCCUAUCAGAAGAAACUGCAGGAGGUGCAUCUGAAUCACAACAAGAUUGGCGCGAUAAGCAACAAAACGUUCAUGGGUCUGAGUGCGGUAACGGUGCUGAAUCUGCGUGGCAAUCUGAUCUCGGAGCUGCAUCAGGGCACGUUCUCGCCGCUGCUUAAAAUUGAGGAGCUAAAUCUGGGCGAGAAUCGCAUAGGCUAUUUGGACCCGAAAGCAUUCGAUGGUUUGAAGCAGCUGCGCAUUUUGUAUUUGGAUGACAAUGCGCUGACCACGGUGCCGGAUGCGGUUAUAUUUCAAGCUAUGCCUAGUUUGGCUGAGUUGUUCCUGGGCAUGAACUCGCUGCUGAGCAUACAGCCGGGCGCUUUCAAGGAUCUGCAGCGACUAACCACAUUGGAGUUGAAGGGCGCUAGUUUGCAGAAUAUAACACAUGAGAGCUUCAAUGGUUUGGGCGAGCUGCGCGUGCUGGAUUUGUCUGAUAAUCGUUUGGAGCGCAUUCCCACGCUGAGCUUGAGUCAGCUGACGCGUUUGGAGCAGCUGAAUUUGGGCCAAAACGACUUUGAUGUUAUAGCCGAGGGGGCGUUUGUGGGCCUGAAGCAGCUGAAGCGUUUGGAUAUUGCGGGCGCGCUGAAGCUGAAGCGCGUUAUGACUGGCGCCUUUGCUGCCAAUGCUAAUCUGGAGUAUUUGAAUUUGUCAGCCAAUAAAAUGCUGGUCGAAGUGCAGGAGGGCGCGCUCAGUGGUUUGCCGCAUUUGCGUCAUGUGCUGCUUAAGGCGAAUGCGCUGACCAGCUUGGCUGAAGGACUUUUCCCCUGGCAGGACUUGACUACGCUGGACUUGAGCGAGAAUCCGCUAAGCUGCGAUUGUCGCGUCAUGUGGCUGCGCAAUUUGUUGAUCAGUCGCAAUGUGAGCAGCCAGCAGGAGCAGCAACUAUCGGAGCUGCUUUGUGAGUUUCCAGAGCGACUGCGCGGCGAGGCGCUCAAGCAUUUGAAUCCCAGUUUGAUGGGCUGCACUCACACCGAUCCACGCAAGCAAGCGCUCAUUGGCGCGCUGCUUGUGGGCUUCGCUGCCACCAUCACCGCGCUCGCUUUGGUGCUGUAUCGCUGUCGCCAUAAGAUACGCGAGUAUCUCAAAGUGGGACGCUGGAGCAACUCGGCGCUGGGACGCAAAGAGCGCGAAUAUCAAAAGACUUUUUGCGAUGAGGAUUACAUGUCGCGGCUGCAGCAUCAUCCCUGCUCACUGGGCAUACACUCAACGUUUCCCAACACUUAUACGGCAACACAUCAGGGCGCCGCUGCUGUGGCGCCACAUCAACACUACGGCAUGUGCAGCAUGCCCAUCAAUGAUUUGAGCGUCGAUGCUGCUGCGCAGCACAAAUUUCAGCAGCUGCAGGUGCCCAUUGCCGCAACGUUGCUGCAUGAAAAGAAGUUAAACAACAACAAGUGUGUAGCAGGCAGCGUCGAUGACAGCGCCAGCUUUGUGUUGCAUAUGAAGCAUGCAACACUAGCGCGCGAGCAGCAGUUGCAACAGAAGCAGCAGCAGCAGCAGCCGCCCAGCAAACUAAAUCAUUAUACAAAGCCGCAGUUUCUGAAUGCUACCGCUGCUGUUGCCGACUCUUGCUACAGCUACGCGGAUGUGCCCAUGGUGCAUGCCACACAGCCGCAGCAGCAACUGCGCUUAACACACGAGCACUACAAGCCGCAGCCGCAGCGCAACUUUGAGCGCGAUGAUGCUAAUAGCGAAAUCUUGGAUGCCAAUUAUAUUUAUAGCAAUGCGCACUAUUCGCUGCCGCUGGAGCAGCUGGGACGCAGCAAGACGCCAACGCCGCCGCCACUGCCGCCAGCGCUGCCGCUGCGCAACGGACUCUGCGCCACAACUGGACGCCGCUCGUUCCAGCAGAAGCAGUGCAACUCAGCGCUGCAGCACAAUACGCUAAGGCAGUUCCAGCACUGAUCCUUGGAGCACUAUCGACGCCGGCAGCUAAGCAUUAAUGCUUAGAAGGCUGCCCACACUGUGAUGUCCAAACCCCCCCCCCACAACUACUAUAUAUAACUGUAUAUAAGCACGAUCUCUAGCACUUUUCACUUUGCACUCAACUUGCCUUGCGCUAUUGAUUUUCGUCUAUUUAUUUAACUUUUAAGCUACUUAAUUGUAACAAAGCACUGAGAGUCACUUUUAAGCAUUACUUAAAUUAUUAAAAGCAAACGCGAUACACUUAACUAAUACGUAAGCUAAGCUAAAAUUAAUUCAAAACCAACUUGUAUUUAUAUUAGUUAGUCCAAAUGUGUAACAAGCAAAU